Messenger RNA from Haliotis rubra (blacklip abalone), 2049 nucleotides. RefSeq lists its product as uncharacterized. The coding region runs from base 235 to 1797 and encodes 520 amino acids. NCBI's taxonomy places the organism in Eukaryota, Metazoa, Mollusca, Gastropoda, Lepetellida, Haliotidae. The transcript is spliced from 4 exons. The record is from RefSeq and is a predicted model, not a curated record.
CAGCCGUGCAUAGACACGGCCUCGGUGUUUGCGAAGUCACGACGACCCAAACACCCUUGGGACGGGUAUAUCGCCUUGACACUCGGACAGUACAUACAGGUGACAGUGGCACCUAACUUAACUGUUGGUGUCUAGGAGUCUUCUAUAUCUAUAUAUUUGUCCUUAACCAGGAAGUGAUAUAGUCAGACCUUAAUCGGGUUGCUGUUCAACCGCUUCCUCCCACCAACCACAAGCAUGCUUCUUUCAACACCAACACUGCUGCUGAUCGUUGCCGUCAUGCAGCCCGUGGACAGAACGUCCAGGAACGUCAACCCCCUUCACGGCAUCGCUUACGUCUCCGUGACGACGGACAACCUGACGGCGUCCACUCAGUUCUACACGCAGGUGCUGGGAGGGAUGCUGGUGCCAGAGUUGACCUUCACCUUCAGCGGAGAUUCUCACUACUACCGGAUGUUCCAGAAGGAGAUCCUCGACGCCAGAUCACAAGGGGUUGACCCUGCCCAGCUGGGAGUACCGGAUAUAAAGGAUAACGGCACUUACGAGGUGCGCGGAAACUUCAUCGUCUUUGACAACGGCAUCAUCCAACUUGUGACGUAUGCGCUCAAAUCAUCAUCAUCUGAUAUUGUCUUCGACAUCCGUGAUCGUCGCACCAGCGCUUGCUACAUCGCAGCCCCACAUAUAUGUUUCUGGGUCAAGGACGACGUGGAUUUCAACCAUUACAUUGCAGAACUAGAACGGAACUCACGUGAUCUUGGGUUUCAUCAGGUCAAGGUCAACAGACCAGUGAAAAUUCACAACGAAGCUGAGAGACUAGCCGUUCCCGAAAACCAGCUUGGUAUAACUUUUGACAGUGGAGACUUUGCUGGUUUAUCAUUCGCUUACUUUAAAGGUCCGAGAGGUGAGCAACUAGAACUGGGCCGGAUUACAAACCAAACACGGUACCACCUUGGCAGUGAUUACUGCCGACGGAAGGGUGUAGCUACAGCCUUCUUGGACAAUCACCCUGACAACAAAUGGAAGAAAGCUGCGAGAGUCAGUGGUCAGCUUUAUGGGUUCUUCCAUUUCGGGACAAGAACAGAUGACCUUUUGAAGUCCAUGAACUUCUACUCACAUGUCCUCGGUUCAGAGCUGGUUGCAGAACCUCUACAGGGGAUGAGCCUUGGAGGAGAUGAACUUGAAAAUAUGAUGUUUCAGAAAGAGAUUCUUGAAGCAUCAUCCUGGGGAAUUGAUCCUCGAGAUCUGGGGAUUGCAAAUGUUUCCCUGGCAGGAAAUGACAGACUUCAUCUUACUUUUAACCUGUUUGAUAACUACGCAGUUGAAACUCUGGUGUAUACAGCAGGAGGAUCUCUGUCAGAUCCCAAGUUUAAUCCCAGAUACAACUGGAGCAGUCCUGCCUACAUCAACAACAUGAACAUGGCCUUCUUCGUCGAUUCCAACGUUGAUCUGAACAACUUCCUACAUAGUGUAGAACUGAAGGCUGCCAGGAAAAAAUUCUCUCAGUUUAAACUGAAUAGGGCGGUUGAUGUGCCGACAUUAGGGGCUAGCGUUCCUGCAGCACAGUACAGUGAAGAGUUCACUGAUGGAGCUCUGAAAGGUUUCAACUACGUGUAUGCUAAGGGUCCAGCAGGGGAACAGAUAUCCUUUGUUCAGUUCAAGGGUCCAGUGGAAGCCAAACUGAAGUCAGCCCUGUUGCGGUAUUCUGCUGUCAACACUGCCUUCAAGGAGACGAAUCCGUGGGCCAGAAAAGAAUAUGACUCGUUUUGUUCUAAAUAUCCAGGAAGCCCUAUUUUCGGCUAAAGUAUAAUUCAGAAUCAAAGCUGGUUUAUCAAAUAUCAGAUGAACUGAAAUAUUUCAAUAGAAGUUAAGCAGGGACAUUUACUGGACAAGAUGAAGUCAUUGCCUUUAUGUGCUUCAAUCAUUUUUACAGCCCUACAAUCCUGGGACUCAAAGCCGAUGGCCCUUGCUUUUACUUACAAUUGAUCAUCAUGAAGAUCUGGGACAGAAUGUAUCAUAAGUAACCCACGUUUGUUGUUGGAGGUGACUUACACA